Molecule: messenger RNA, 1500 nt
Organism: Physcomitrium patens
Lineage: Eukaryota; Viridiplantae; Streptophyta; Bryopsida; Funariales; Funariaceae
Product: ras-related protein RABE1c
Molecular function (GO): GTP binding; GTPase activity
Source: RefSeq, a predicted model, not a curated record
AGUGGCGACUUCCGUGGCUCCAUGUUCUAGGAAUGCGUUGCUGUGCUUCUAGAGCUCGGAGCUUCAUCGCGUUUGCUUUGUUCUGUGGUCGCGCUAGCUGGUUGUUCGCCGCAUCGACUACAGCCGGAAUUGUCUUCUCCAUCUGUUGCUUCCUAGGUUUCAUUCUUCAGAGAGUUGGGUUUCUUUCCUCUCUGGGAAAAGAGAUUAGAGGUCUUGGAGACAGGGUCAAGUUGGAUCUUUCUCUAGCUAGCGGCAGGCUCCAAUCAGCGUCAUGGCAGCAGGAGGAUCGAGAUCCAGGGCUGAUUACGAUUACCUCAUCAAGCUGCUGUUGAUUGGUGACAGUGGGGUUGGAAAGUCUUGUCUUCUCCUUCGUUUUUCCGAUGACUCCUUCACGACAAGUUUCAUCACCACGAUAGGGAUUGACUUUAAGAUUCGGACCAUCGAGCUGGAUGGGAAGCGCAUUAAGCUUCAGAUAUGGGACACCGCUGGGCAAGAGCGGUUCCGUACAAUCACAACAGCCUACUACAGAGGAGCAAUGGGGAUACUGCUAGUUUACGAUGUAACAGACGAGUCUUCAUUCAACAACAUUCGGAAUUGGAUCAGGAACAUUGAGCAGCAUGCAUCUGACAACGUGAACAAGAUCUUAGUUGGAAACAAGGCUGAUAUGGACGAGAGCAAAAGAGCUGUUCCGACUGCGAAAGGUCAAGCUCUAGCUGAUGAAUACGGCAUAAAGUUUUUCGAAACUAGUGCCAAAACAAACAUGAACGUUGAGGAUGUGUUCUUCACCAUUGCAAGGGAUAUCAAGCAAAGGCUGGCUGAGAGUGAUUCGAAACCAGAGGCUGCUAAGGAUGCCAAGCCAGAUGUCAAGCUUCUUGCAGGCAAUGCUCAGACAAAACCAGCUUCUGCCUCUUGCUGCUCAUAGCUUAAUGACUGAUGUUGCGACAUUGGUCUGGUGAGCUUUUGGAUUCCCUUGGUGGAAAGCUUUGAGUUGCAAAACGCUUUUUAGCUGGCUCCAUCAAACAAGCUGCUGGCAUGCUUUGGAGUUCAUUCUUGUGUCAUGGCUGUAAGCUGGAGGUUCUGGCGCAGAGACCACGUAUUUCUUGAGGACGUUUGGGAGGCCAUAUGGCACUGUAGCACCUUGCUAAAUUCCCUUUUCCAAAUUUCAGAAGAAUAUACUGCGCACUAUUUUGGAUUGGUUAAUCUUGUUGUGAGAUGAGAUACCAAGCCAUGAGAUGGACAUUGCUGUCUGUAAUGGUAUGACUUAGUUUACUUUCUCAUUGGCUACUCUAGGAAUAUUUACGUGGAUCUCAACGUCAGUCGUAGUAUUGGAUGUCAUGAUGAUGACGUAACUCUAUUAAGUGCUUUGAUCGUGUUACGUCACUUCGGCAAUAGAAUUGUGAGGUUGGUAGGUAAAAGUAUUGUGAGCUACAUCAAUGAAGCUUGCAGGAUUGUAAUUAUUCUCGGUAUUUCCAAAGCAAUUUAAAGAACAGUGAAUUUUUA